AUGGUCUCCAUCAAGUCUCUGCUUACCGUGCUUUUUAUCUCUGCAGUGAGCGCAGAGAAGAUUGCUUGCACCUGUUUAGAUACUACCGCAACCCAAGCCGUAUGCCCCCUGGUCAAGAAUAAAUCAGGUGCCAUGGAUACCGCGACUGGCAAAUGUGAUAUAGGUUUAGAUUCCUGGUACAACUUCAGGGACUUAUGCAAUGAACACUACCCUAACCAGGUUGUUGCAUGCUCCCAAAAAUCACCAGUCGGCGACUCUCAGCCAGGGGAUGCUCCUCGGAAUGCUGGAAGGAGAAGCAGGAAAUUGAAGUACUGA
This is a messenger RNA of Drepanopeziza brunnea f. sp. 'multigermtubi' MB_m1, 315 nucleotides long. RefSeq lists its product as uncharacterized. NCBI's taxonomy places the organism in Eukaryota, Fungi, Ascomycota, Leotiomycetes, Helotiales, Drepanopezizaceae. The record is from RefSeq and is a predicted model, not a curated record.